GUUCGUACAUGUACACGUACACUUUAGUUUUUUUUUUUGCUCUCAAAUACUUCGGCGCACUGCUUGGCUGCCUUUUAUAUUGAAGCAAGAGGAACACUUGCUUGAAUAAAGUCUUGUUGAAGAAGGACCCCAAGAAUUUUAAAACAAAGAACAAAAGCCGGUUGUUUGCCGAGUUUCGAGAAAAGAUGGUAAAGAUGCCAGCAAUCCCGUGCAAUGGCCUUCGAGCCAUUGUCAUCUUGACCAUCACUUUGUGCGGCCUUCAAAUGAUCGAUUCGGCUGCAGUGAUGUCUGUCGAUUUGGGCAGUGAAUGGAUGAAAGUGGGAGUAGUUUCACCUGGUGUUCCAAUGGAAAUCGCUCUAAAUAAGGAGUCGAAGAGAAAAUCACCAGCAGUUUUGGCAUUCCGCGAUGGUGUGAGGUCUUUUGGUGAAGAUGCUCAAACUGUUGGUGUCAAAGAACCAGCAAGUGCUUAUGCAUAUUUGUUGGAUCUAUUGGGCAAGCAAAUUGAUAAUCCAAUUGUCGAUUUGUACAGAAAACGUUUCCCAUAUUAUGAAAUUGUUGGUGAUGAAGAACGCAACACGGUUCUGUUCAAAAAAGGCGACGAAUACUUCUCAGUUGAAGAAUUGGUUGCUCAAAUACUCGUCAAAGCAAGGGAAUUCGCAGAAGACUCCACCAGCCAGCCCAUCACUGAAUGUGUCCUCAUUGUGCCAGGAUUCUUUGGACAAGCCGAACGCCAAGCCCUACUUUCAGCCGCACAAUUGGCCAACUUGAAAGUUCUUCAAUUAAUCAAUGACUAUACAGCAGUUGCACUCAACUAUGGAGUAUUCCAUCGAGCAGAAAUAAACGAAACCGCUCAAUAUUUCAUAUUCUACGAUAUGGGAGCACAAAAGACAUCUGCUGCUGUCGUAAGCUAUCAAUUGGUCAAAGACAAACAAACUAAGGAAACCAAUCCGGUUGUACAAGUUCUAGGAGUUGGCUAUGAUCGUACACUUGGAGGAUUAGAUGCUCAACUUAGAUUACGCGACUAUCUUGCCAAGGAGUUCAAUAGCUUGGGAAAGACCAAAACCGAUGUCACAAAGAAUAAUCGUGCAAUGGCUAAAUUAUUCAAAGAAGCUGCUCGUUUAAAGAAUGUCCUCAGUGCCAAUAUGGAUCAUUAUGCUCAAAUCGAAAAUCUAAUUGAAGAUCAUGAUUUUAAACUACAAGUUACAAGGGAGAUUUUCGAAGAACUUUGCGCAGACCUCUGGCCACGCAGUAUUGAACCUUUGAAGCAGGCUUUGAAGUCAUCUGGUUUGUCAUUGGAUAUGAUUAAACAAGUUAUUCUCUUUGGCGGUGGUACCCGUGUACCAAAGGUACAGGAAAUUCUAAAAGAGUACUUACAACAAGACUUGGGCAAGAGUUUGAAUGCAGAUGAAGCAGCCACAAUGGGAGCAGUAUACAAAGCAGCCGAUUUGGCCACUGGUUUUAAGGUGAAGAAAUUCUUAUUGAAGGAUGCUGUCAUUCUACCUAUUCACGUUUCAUUUGAGCGUGAUCCAGGCGAUGGAGCUAGCGUUCGUCAAGUUAAACGAGUACUCUUUGGACCUAUGAGCUCAUAUCCACAAAAGAAGGUCAUUACUUUCAACAAGCACACAAGUGAUUUCGAAUUCUAUGCUCAUUAUGGAGAUUUGAGUCAUUUAAGCCCUGAAGAAAUCUCUUACGUUGGAUCCAUGAAUUUAACAAAUGUCCAGUUAGUAAAUGUGAAGGAAACUUUGGAGAAAAAUUCGAAUGAAAUUGUUGAUUCAAAGGGCAUCAAGUCAUAUUUCGUGUUAGAUGACUCUGGUUUGUUUAGUUCGACUGGAGUUGAAUUUGUCUAUGAGAAACAAAAGUCUGAAAAGGACGAUGCAGAUAUUGAAGGAACUUUGGCCAAAUUAGGAAGCACAAUUAGUAAACUAUUCUCAAACAGUGAUGAUGAAAAGAAGGAUGAUGAAGAAAAUCCAAAACCUGAACAAGGUGAAGGAGAAAAACCAUCCGAAUCACAGAAACAGGAAAAGGCAGAAAAAGAAGAAAACAUCCCUAAAAAAGAAGAAAACAAGACUGAUGAAAAAGCUCCCAAAAACAACACCGUAAAGAUUGUGACCACUAAGGAACCAAUUGAAUACAAGCUCACCCUUCAAUACACCAAACCUCUAGAAGGAGAAGGUUUUGAAAAGUCACUUAAAAAACUAACAGCCAUCAAUAAAGUUGAAAGUGAACGUGUGCGUUUGGAAUCGGCUUUCAAUGCCCUCGAGUCUCAUGUUAUUGAAACACAAGAGAAGCUUUCAAGAAGCGAAUACGCUAACUGUGCUACAGAAGAAGAGAAGGCUAAAAUUCUAGAAGAGUGCUCAACUAUUUCCGAAUGGUUGUACGAAGAUGGUGCUGACGCUGAUGCUAAUACUUACGAGAACAAGCUCGAUGAAUUGAAAAAACUGACAAAUGUCGUACUUGGACGUCAUUGGGAGCAUGAAGAAAGGCCAGAAGCUGUAAAAGCUUUGAAUGGUCUGAUAGAAGGUGCUAAAGGAUUUUUGGAAAAAGCCAAGAAUCUAACAAAAGCAACAAACCCAGAAAGGGAUAUUUUCACCGAAGUCGAAGUGACCACUUUGUCUAAGAUUAUAGAAGAGACAGCUACUUGGCGCACAAAGGAAGUUGCAGCGCAAAAGAAACUCAAGCGCAAUCAAGAACUACGUCUAACUGUUAAAGAUAUUACUGAUAAAAUGGCUCUACUCGAUCGUGAGGUGCAGUAUUUAGUGAACAAAAUUAAGAUUUGGAAGCCAAAAGCCAAACCAACGGUAACUGAGACCAAGACAAAACCAACAGAAGGCGAUGAGGAGGAAGAACCUCAGGAAGCAACUGAAGAAGAGCCAGAGUCCAAUGAAGAAAAAUCUGAAAAACCUACCCCCGAAGAAGUAGAACAACAAAGUAACGACAAUGCAGAGGAAGCUUCACACGCUGAGCUGUAAACAAUCGGAAUAGCUUGUAACUAGAAAGUAAUUAUACAUAAAAUAAAAAAACACAAAGUGACGUAUUUAA
This is a messenger RNA of Episyrphus balteatus (marmalade hoverfly), 3039 nucleotides long. It is a transcript of the gene Grp170, whose product is annotated as hypoxia up-regulated protein 1. Gene Ontology annotation, cellular component: endoplasmic reticulum chaperone complex. The record is from RefSeq and is a predicted model, not a curated record. Lineage: Eukaryota; Metazoa; Arthropoda; Insecta; Diptera; Syrphidae. Gene Ontology annotation, biological process: endoplasmic reticulum unfolded protein response; cellular response to hypoxia; negative regulation of hypoxia-induced intrinsic apoptotic signaling pathway. The transcript has 5 exons. The coding region runs from base 186 to 2969 and encodes 927 amino acids. Gene Ontology annotation, molecular function: ATP-dependent protein folding chaperone; ATP binding.